GCCCGGUAGCGGCGCCGCGCCGGGGGCCGGGCGGGGCGGCCAUGAGGGCGGCCUGAGGGACGGCCCCGAGCGAGCCCCGGCAUGGGCGAGAGGCGGCGCGGGGAGAGCGGCGAGCCGGGCACGGGAAUUCCCCUGGAUCAGGAGGAGCAGGGCUGCUCCCUGCUGCAGCGGGCCGUGGCCGUGCUCCGGAGCUCCUCGCUGCACUCCGGCUCCCAGCAGGGCUUCCAGUACAGCCGAGCCAUCCUGGUGGAAAACGAGCUGUUCCUGAGCGAGCUCCGAGCUUUUGCACGAGCCAAGGCGGCGGCAGGGUACAGCCAGGAGGAGCUGCAGGAGACCUUUGCAUUCCUGCUCUUCGACAAGGAGGAGGAGGCCCAGCAGGUGUGUCAGAGCGGGCUCCGUGUCAACAGCAGCAACAUCUCCACCCUGGGGGACCCUGCCAAAGGGGUUUAUAUUUCCAAAUAUUCCGACUGCCUCCACCCCAGCCCUUGGCACCAAGGGACAUCAGGAUUUAUUGUCAUCUGUAAACUCAUCAAGGGCAAGGUCAGAGCCAUCCCUGAGAGCUCCCCCAGCAGCUCCACCUGUCCCUCGCCCGGCUACGACUGCCACGUGUCCAGCGGGAGCAGCCAGUACUACGUGUACGAGGUGAGCGGGGCGGGAGCGGCCGAGCGGCCCCGCCAGGUGUGUCCCUACGUGCUGCUGGCCUGCCAGUACCGCCCGCCCCGGGAGAUGCCCGCGCCGGCCCCGCCGCGCCCAGCAGAGCAGAACCACCAAGAGCCGCGGUCGCCGUCGGCAGCGCCGUGCCCGUGGCGGGGCCAGCUGUGCAUCGGGGGGCGGCGCCUCUGCACCAUCGGCCUGAGGAGCCGCCACUGCGCGGGCAGCGUGCCCGCCCAGCUACCUCCCAGCCUGGACAUCAAACACGUCAUGGGAUUGUCUGACUUGAAGAAAAAACUGCCAGAAGCUGCAUUUGGGAAAAAAAAUUACACUAGGAACGAAGUCUGCUUUCAGGGUGUUUACUCCAGUCUCUACGAGGUGGAAAUAUCCCAUAAGGAUCAGUCCAGAAUGGAUCAGCUGGUGGAAAAGCUGAAGGAGAGGGACUUGGCAAUCAUCAAAUAUUUACAGGACCAAGGAGUUCUCAUCCUGCUCACGUCCUCAGCCUUGGCACGGGAGGAUGGCCUGGAGCCCAAGGAGCCCGUCAGCCUGCUGGCCCUGUUCCUGUUCAGCUCCCCCCGGGCCCUGAGCCCCCGAGUGGAGGAGCAGGAGCCCAAGGACAGGAAGGAGGGCGGUGCCAGCAGCGCCAUCUCCCUGCGAAUCGCCUCCGUCCUGCCGGGGCUCCGCUACGCCCUGCGCAAAGCAGCCGCUUCCUCCUGCGCUGCCACAGGCAGCCCCUGCAUCCAGGAGCACCUCCAGGAGUAUGCAGAGCUCCAGGGAAGCUCUCAGGGCAGCCCUGGGCAGAGCAGUGACGUUCCCAGUGGCCCUGUCCCCUCUCCAGAGCAGGAUGGGGACGCUGUCCCUGCCCAGAAGCUCUCGGAGCAAUCCCUGGCCCGGCUGCGCCGUUACCUCUCCGACCCCGGCAGCUUCACCCUGGGAAUCUCAGCAGCCUUGCAGUGUCUCAGUGGGGCUGGCAGCAAAGUGGGAGCUGGUCCUGGGAAUUCCUCCUCCUCCUUCUCCUCCUCCGUGCCCCCAAAUCCUCCUCCUUCCACCAGAGCUACAGGAAUAAUGCAGGAUAAUAGAGAGCUUCCCAGUCUCGCUUCGGAGAGAUUCCUGAAAAGUGUCACCUCUCCCAUCAAGCCCUGGGGCCGGGAGCUCAGGAGGAAAUCCAGCAGGAUCCUCGGGAAGAGCAUGCCACCCCUCAAGGCACAAACAUGUCCUGGGGGGAACAGCAGCAGGAGCAGGGAGGCAGCCAAGAAAAAAAGCAACGUCGCUUCCUCCUGUCCCAAAAAACCGGGAUCCACGGGCAGUUCCAACGAGCCCAUGCUGAAAUUGGCCAAUCUGCAGUGGCCACACGGAAGGAAAAGAGGUGCAGAGGUCCUGGCUGCAGAAAUUGUCCACAAACCCCAGUGUGAAGGUGCUGAGAAGGAAAGCUCAGCUCCCAAUGGUCCUGCUGUGGAGGCAAAGAGGCCAAAAACCCUGGAAAAUGUGGACACAAAGAAGGUUCCUGGCACUGAGAGUGGCACAAAGCCAGGGAAAAGCAAAAUGCAGAAAAACGUGGAAAACAGUGCAGCAGAACCUUCGGAGAAGCAGCAGGAAGGGAGUGAGAGGAAGGAGCUGCUCCCGGAGCUCCCCAGCGAAGCCUCGUCCCAACCCCCCGGAGCAGAAAUCCCAAGGGAAGUUCAUCCCCUGGCAAUUCCCAGCGUUGCCUUUGUCCUGCCAGGGGACAACAGUGACUCCCAUGCCCUGAACCUGCUGGCUGACCUGGCCCUGGGCUCCUGCCUUCCUGCCUUUAUUCCCAAGGAUCCUGGGGUGGUCCCCGCGGAAUCCGGGGAUUCCUGGGAGCAGCAGAGCCCUUCCGACCCCAAAUCCCUGCGCGUGGCCUCCGACCACAGAUACCACAGGGCAGACAAGCAGGGCAAAAAAUCCUCCUCCAGCAAGGUGUCCCUGACCCAGCCACUUCCUGAGCAAACAGAUUCCAGCCAGCUGGCCUCUCCUCCCAGAGAAAAAACCUCUGGAAUUUUCUGGGGGGACAGCGGGGUUCCCAUCCCCGCCGUAUUCCAGGCCUUUCCUCCCUGCCAAGCUCCGCAGGCCUGCGAGGUGAACUCCCACUCCAUCAUCUCAGCCGAGCACUCCUACGCCUCCCCCAUGCCCGAGGAUCCCAAAGCAGCCCCAGAUCCCAAAGGGAACGCCAGGAGUGCUCCGGCUGCCCCCUUGGUUGGGAAGGUGCUGCCCUUCCGGCACCUGCAGAGCGGCGCCGAGCCCGCCCGCAGCCAGGGCUCUCCCAGGAGGAAGGAGGAGUUCUCCAGGAGGCACACGGUCAGUCUCUGUGGGAAUUCCAUGAAGGUGACGUGCCGCUGGGAGGAGGAGUAUCUCUUCCACCUGGACAGCAGGUACACCAACGAUUCCCUGGAGAAAACUGUCAUCCGUGCCCUGCAUGGGCCCUGGGAUCCCGACCUUCCCGACGAUGUGGAAGGGAUGAAGCUGAUCCUGCACAUGUGGGUGGCCCUGUUCUACAGGAAGCCCAGCAAGCUCCUGAGCAGCUCCAGGAAGGUGGUGGAGCACAGCAAUCCCAGGAAAUUCGUCUCCAUCAACAGCUCCGGUGGCUUCCUGGAGCUCAGCGACGACAGCCAGGACUGCUUUGGCUUCGAGACGUGUCCUGCAGACUCGGGCUCGGAUCCUGACCAGACUCCCAGCAGCUCCCUGGAUCCCAGCACCCCUUCCCAGGGCAGCUCCCAGCCCCAGAGGAGCCCCGCGGACUCGCAGACGGACGCGGACGGAGCUGCCGCAGCCGUGGACAGCACGGUGUCCUCCUCCUCGGGGGAGCUGCCCUGCAGGGAGGAGGAGGAGGAGCCUUCCUCCACCAGCUGUCCCGAGAGCCUUUCCCUGCAGGAGCAUUCCAGGGAAAAGCUGGAUGGGGCAGGCGGGGAGCCCGAGGGCGUUCCCGAGGAGAGCGCGCCCGACGUCUCCAGCGGCACCGCGGAGGAGCCAGCCAAGGAGGACCUGCUGGAUGCCAGGAUCACCCCCAGCCCUCCCGAGGAGCUCGGCUGUCCCAGCAAAUCCCCGGAUGCGCCGGGCACGGAAAUCCCGGGGAGCCAAACCCCAAACUCCAGCACAGCUCCGUGGACAGAGCCCCCCAGUGCACCUCAGGAAAACGGGGAGCAGCAGCAGGAGAAGCAGCAGGAGGCCGGCUUGGGGAGUGGCCCCGGCCCUCCCGAGGAUGAGGAGGGAGUGGGAGGCUCUGGGCAGUCCCUGGAAGUUGAGGAUGGCGCCGAUCCGCAGCCUGCCUGUGAUUCCGUGCCCUUGGAGGCAACUCCUGGAAGGGCAGAGCCUGGGGGAGCUACUGAGGAAGGGGAGGAAUGCCAGGAGCCCUCGGAGCACUCGGAAAAGGAGGAGAGGGAGGUGGAGGAGGAGGAGAAGGAGAACGAGGAGCUGGAGGAUGAAGGCUCCUUCCUGGGCCCUGUGGAUUUGGUGCUGUCCGAGAGCAGCGAUGCCGAGAUGGAAUGCGAGCACAGCGAGCAGAAUCCAGGGAAUUCGGCGUCUCCAGAGGAGUUUGGUGCUCCUGAAGAGGACCCCGUGCCCAGCCCCACCUCCCUGGCACCGCCCUGCCCCGACAGAUCCUCCCCAGCGCCCUCAGAUGGGGCCGGGAGUGACCCUGGAGGCUUUCCCGAGGAGAUGUCACCAAACCAGGAGGAGCUCCCGGAUCCCUGGGACGCUCCGGGCACGCCGGAGUCAGAGACAGAUGGGGCUGGAGUGGCUGGUCUGGCCGAGCUGGGGUCACCCCACGGGGACAGCGGGGAGCUGCCAGUCCCCCCUGAGCCCAGCCUUGUCCGUGGGACACAGCCCGACAGCGUCACAGACAGCCCGGAUCCUGCCGGAGCCUCGCUGGGGAACGGCUCCGAGCACAAAAACCGGGAUCAGGCGCCCUCUGGAGAGCGGUGGGAGCCUGCUGGGAGCGCGGGGUCCUCCUGCAGACUGGGAAUGAGCCUGGCCCUGUCCCCCGACACCAGCUCCGUCUGCCUGACCUCUCCCACCGGGUCCGUGGAUCCAUGGGCUGCUCCAGAGGAUCAGCCCAUGGAGAGCGUCCAGUCCCCGUCCCAGAGCGACCUGGGACAGAGCAGCUGCUUCUCCCAGUGGGGCGGGGAUGACGCCGAUCCCGACCCCAAUUCCCUGGAUGCUGAGGAGUCACACCAAGGUGGGAACGGGCUGUUGGUGGAGGAACAGCUGGGGAGCCCCUCUGCCAACGGCACGGAGGAGCUGGAUGAUCCCAUGGGAGCAGGAGAUGGCCGGGACUCCCCCUUUGAGUACACAGACACAGGAGAUGACUGCAGAGCUGAGGAGAGCGAGGAUGUGUUCCCUGGGACAGAGAAUUCCCCUGGGAAUGACACCACGAACACGGAGAUGGCGGAGAUCCCUCUCCACCAUCACCUUCUGGAAUCAGAGCCCUCCUCCUCCAUCAGGGAGGGCAUCUCAGCCAUACAGGAGCUCCCCAGGCAGCAGCAGAGCUUCCCAAACAUCCACGGGGACUCAGCUCCUGCUUCUCCUGCCCCCAGAGACUCCAAUCCCAGCAUUCCCGUGCCGGGCCGGCGGGAGUCGGUGCUGUGCCGCCUCUGGAAGCCGUGCCGGGAUGGAGGAGCCGCCCAGGUGAGCAUGGCUGCCUGGAGCCUGGAUGGCUCCUUCCAUCCCAGCUGUUCCCAAGAGCUGGUGGAAUCCCCAGCUCCCUGCUCCCCCCUGGAGGCAUCAGCGGGGCUGGGAUCUGCUCCUCCUUCUCCGUGUGACCCAUGGGACGAUCCGGAGCCUGCGGAACCGGGCUCGCCACUCCCUGAGGCGCUCCCCGGGAUGCUCCCUCCCACUCCAGACAGUGCCCGCUGGGCCGGGAGCCAUGGCAGCCCCGGGAGCAGCCCCAGGAGCCAUGGCAGCCCCAGGAGCAGCCCCAGGAGCCAUGGCAGCCCCAGGAGCCAUGGCAGCCCCAGGAGCAGCCCCAGGAGCCAUGGCAGCCCCGGGAGUUGUGCCAGCCCUGGAAUCCAUGGCAGCCCUGGGAGCCCCAGGAACCAUGGCAGCCCCAGGAGCUGUGGUAGCCCCAGGAACUAUGGCAGCCCCGGGAGCAGCCCCAGGAUCCAUGGCAGCCCCAGGAGCUGUGGCAGCCCUGGGAGCAGCCCCAAGAGCAGUCCCAGGAGCCAUGGCAGCCCUGGGAGGUGUGGUAGCCCCAGGAGCUGUGGUAGCCCCAGAAGUCCCAGGAGCUUUGGCAGCCCCAGGAGCUUUGGCACCCCCAGGAGCAGCCCCAGGAGCCAUGGUAGCCAUGGCAGCCCCAGGAGCCAUGGUAGCCAUGGUAGCCCCCGGAGCCAGGCAGGGGAUGCCAGAGGGAGCCCCGGGGAGGAGCCCUUCCUGCCGGAGGACCUGGAAGAAGGAGGCAGCAUUCCCAGCCCUGCACCUUUCCCAGCCCGGGAGUGUCCCCUGUGCCAGCCCUGGGAAGUGUGUGAGCACAACCCCCAGGGAUCCCAGGUGUUCCCUGAUCCCGACUGUGCCGGCACUGAGGUGGGACAGGGAGAAAUUCCCGCUUCUCCCACGCCAUGGGACGAGCCCCGGGAUCUCUCUGGAGAACACCUGGAGUUCAGUGAUGCUGAGGAUAUUUCGGAUCUGCUCCCAAGGGAAGAGCAGCUCCCGAGCCAAGACACACACGAGGGCUUGGCCUUUGAAGAUCCAUUGGAGAAUUCCUUUGGUGACUCAGACCAGGAAUGUUUGGAGGGGAAUUCUCGCUCCCCUCUUCCAAGCAGGAGUUCCUGCAUCAUGAGAUCCACGGGUGCUGCCGGAACAAGGACUACCUGGGACAGCUCCUCCAGGAGCUCCGUGCACACGGAGGAGCGCGGGGAGGCCUGGGACUGGGAUGACCCCAGGGAUUACGGGAGCCUCGUGGUCACCAGGCAGUGCCAGGAGAGGAUGGAACAUUUCCAGCUUCCCCGGAGGCGCCGCCGCCGUGCCCGGGAGUCUCACCUGGCCCGCUCCCUGCUGGGGACCUGGAGGGGCUUGGAGGAGAUCACCCAGAACACUUUGGACAUGGAGUGUCUCCGCUUCCAUUAUAAGCUAAAAGAAAUCCUAAGGAAUGGCAGACCCCCCUUUUCUACCUCCAAAAGCAUCUUCCCCACGGACUUUCCUCCCCGCCGCGCCCCCGUCCCGCUGUCCCCACGCAGCCGGAGCCCCCUGCAGGUGACAAUUCCCCCCUCGGACGCGUGGCCGGGCGGGCUCCGCUCCCGCGGGGACCCUGGGGCCGCCAGGAGGAGCCGCUCCCGGGCCAGGAGCCGGGACCGCGGGGCCGCCCUGCGCCUGAGCCGGCUGCGGCACCCGCGCACCCCGCCCGAGCCGGAGCCGGAGCCGCGCGGGGACGUGGCCGGCAUCCUGCAGGAGUUCUCCGAGUUCCAGAGGGUGCUGCUGGCCGGGGCCGGGACCGGGAGCGCCGCCCCGGUGCAGGGCGAGGCCGGGGGCGGCCGGCCGGGGCUGGCCCGGCCCCGCGGGACGGCGGCGUUCCGGGGAAUGGUGGCCGAGCUGUGCGGGGCCCUGCGCUGCCACCUGCGCCGCGUGGCCGCCCGCGGGCAGCCCGGAAUGUUCUACCUGCUGGAGACGGGCACGGAGCCCUUCUUCGACAGGGUGAAGGCCCUGCUGAAGGCCGAGGGCUUUGUGAGGAUGGAGCCCCUGAACUUCUGCAGAGCGCAGCACCAGGACAGCGAGCGGCUGCUGGUCAUCGUCAGGAACGAGGACAUCGCCUCCCACAUCCACACUGUGCCCUCCCUGCUGGAGCUGAAGCGCUGCCCCAGCGUGGUGUUCGCCGGCGUGGACGAUCCCCAGGAGGUGACAGGUGACACAUUCCAGGAGCUCUUCCAGGCCGGAGGGUUCGUGGUGUCUGACGAGGAGCUGCUGGAAAAGGUGACCCUGGGCCAACUGAAGGAGGUGGUGAAGGUGCUGGAGAGGCUGAACAGGAGAGGGAGGUGGAAGUGGCUCCUGCACCACAGGGAGAGCAAGAAGCUCAGAGGAGACCUCAGCAGGGAGGAUGGCAGUGCCCAGAGGAAGCAGCUGCUGCUGAGGUGGUGCCAGGGGGCAGAGCUGCUGGAGCUGCUGCCCUUCCACGGCUGCGACUCCGCGCCCGAGCCCCGGCGCGCCCAGUGCCUGCUGGAGCUGCAGGUGCAGCACGUCCGCGCCAGGUUCGCCGUGUACCUCACAGAAAAUGCCAGCAGCAGCUGCAGGGAGGUCCUGGAGAGCCAAGGAAUUCUGGUGGCUGACAUCACCACCUUCCUGGGGACGGUGCAGAAAGUGGCUGCUCCCUUUAGAAGAAGCUACUGGUGACAAAGUGAAGCCACCAGGACACGGCUCCUCCCCGGGCCCUGUGACACCAGUUUGGGCAUCCCGGUCCUGUGGGGGACAUCCCCACCAUCCCAGUGGAUCCCCGCCAACCAUCCCAGUCAAUCCCAGUGCAUCCCAGUGAUUUCACUGGAUCCCCGCCAACCAUCCCAAUCAAUCCCAGUGCAUCCCAGUGGAUCACCACCAUCCAAUCCACUGGAUCCCAAUGAUCCCAGUGGAUCCCCACCAUCCAUCCCAGUCAAUCCCAUCAAUCCCACUGGAUCCCAAUGAUCCCAGUGGAUCCCCACCAUCCCUCCCAGUGGAUCCCAGCAGCUGCUGGAGGUGGGGGAAAGUCGGGUUUAGCUCUGUACAUAAAUCUUAUUUAAAGGUGGGAAAUGCAAAUCCUCAGGGAUUCAUUCCUGCCAUCCAGUCUCCCAUAGGAAAGGUUCUUUUAACGGUACAGCCAAAUUAUUGGGGUGGUUUCGAGUCUUUUCGUGCAGCUGCCAUUGGAGCAGGGAAAUGAAUUUCCCAAAGUCUACUUGAAGAUGAGGAAUGAGAACAAAUCCCUUUCCCACGUGGUCGUUGCUGUUCAGGCCCACACUACAUUUCAGCUCACCCCCAAUGCCUCCUGGUACCGGUUCCCUGCUGGGACUCGUGGAAUCCCAGCACUGGAAUCCUUGUAAAUAGCGGGAAGCCGGGCUGCAGGGACACAAUAAGCUGUUAUUUAUGGGGGCAGCAGCACGGCCCAGCCCCGUUCCUGACCCGGCUCCGCGGGGCAGGGGCGUCCUUCAGCUCGUUUUUAAAUCCAGGACUGCCAGGCCGCUCUGUACAGGAUGACUUUGUAAAGAGUUUGAUUAAUAAAACCUCCAAAACCA
Haemorhous mexicanus (house finch) is the source of this 8852-nucleotide messenger RNA. It is a transcript of the gene TASOR2, whose product is annotated as transcription activation suppressor family member 2. The coding region runs from base 82 to 7983 and encodes 2633 amino acids. Gene Ontology annotation, biological process: negative regulation of gene expression, epigenetic. The transcript is spliced from 24 exons. Lineage: Eukaryota; Metazoa; Chordata; Aves; Passeriformes; Fringillidae. Gene Ontology annotation, cellular component: nucleoplasm. The record is from RefSeq and is a predicted model, not a curated record.